Hyphopichia burtonii NRRL Y-1933 is the source of this 2166-nucleotide messenger RNA. RefSeq lists its product as uncharacterized. Lineage: Eukaryota; Fungi; Ascomycota; Pichiomycetes; Serinales; Debaryomycetaceae. The transcript has 3 exons. The coding region runs from base 1 to 2166 and encodes 721 amino acids. Gene Ontology annotation, cellular component: intracellular membrane-bounded organelle. Gene Ontology annotation, biological process: magnesium ion homeostasis. The record is from RefSeq and is a predicted model, not a curated record.
AUGUCUAAAAACAAACUAUCUUCGCGAAGUAAUCAUGCCGUCUCUUUAACUAGCGGUUCAACUGGAACAUCCUUAUCCAAAUUAUUCUUUCUUUUCAGUUUCUUACCCAAAAUUGUUCAUGCUUUACCAAUUUUCAAUCGAGGCCAACAUGAUUCUUUAGAUCAUAACGAUAUUUUUGAAUCCCAAAAUAUGAGUCCUGAACAGUUUUAUGUUAACUUAUUUACUUCAAUUUUUCUUGUUCUUGCUGGUGGGGUUUUCGCUGGUUUAACUUUAGGUUUAAUGGGUCAAGAUGAAGUUUAUUUAAAAGUUAUUGCUCAUAGUGGUGAAGAAAGUGAACGUUUAUAUGCUCGCAAAGUUUUAAAAUUAAUUGGUCGUGGUAAGCAUUGGGUUUUGGUUACUCUUUUAUUAUCAAAUGUAAUCACUAAUGAAACCUUACCAAUUGUUUUGGAUCGUUGUCUUGGUGGUGGUUGGCCUGCAGUUGUUACUUCGACUGCUUCAAUUGUUAUCUUUGGUGAAAUUAUUCCUCAAUCAAUUUGUGUUAGAUAUGGUUUACAAGCCGGAGCUCUUUUUUCUCCAUUUGUUUUGGUUUUGAUGUAUAUCAUGUACCCAAUUGCUUACCCUUGUGCUUUAUUAUUAGAUCAUAUUUUAGGUGAAGAUCAUGGUACUGUUUAUAAAAAAUCUGGUUUAAAAACAUUGGUUACUUUACAUAAAACUAUGGGGGUUGAACGUUUAAAUCAAGAUGAAGUUACUAUUAUUAGUGCAGUUUUGGAUUUAAAAGAAAAACCAGUUAGUAAUAUUAUGACUCCAAUUGACCGGGUUUAUACUAUGAGUGCUGAUGCCAUUUUGGAUGAAAAAACUGUGGAGGAAAUUUUUAACGCGGGAUUUUCUCGUAUUCCAAUUCAUUUACCAAAUGAACCAAUGAAUUUCAUUGGUAUGUUAUUAGUUCGUGUUUUGAUUAGUUAUGAUCCUGAAGAUGCUUUACCAGUAGCUUCGUUCCCAUUGGCUACAUUACCAGAAACAAGUGCUGAUACUUCAUGUCUUAAUAUUUUGAAUUAUUUCCAAGAAGGUAAAUCCCAUAUGAUUGUUGUUAGUGAAUACCCAGGUGAACCAACUGGUGCUAUGGGGGUUUUAACUUUGGAAGACGUUAUCGAAGAAUUAAUUGGUGAAGAAAUUGUUGAUGAAUCAGAUGUUUAUGUUGAUAUUAAUAAAAAUAUUAAACGUAAACAACCGGGUCCAUUAUCUAAACGUAAUUUGACUUCUUAUUUACACAAUUUAUAUCAAAGAUCAGCCACCAGCUCCAAGAGAAAUUCUUUGGAUUCUGGUAGUGGUGCCUUGACUCCUUUAAGGGAUUCCUUUGUUAAUCCCGUUUCGGCUACUCCAAAUCGUCUUAAAUCUCCGGCCAUUGGUAAUGGGGUUGGUGCUGCAGUUACUUCUCCUUUAAUGGGCGCAGUUGAUACUACUAAAAGUUGGAAGCCUAAAAACCCUGCUUCAAAUCCUUUGGAAACUAACAAAAAAUAUGUCACCAUCAAAAGACCAAAUAUCGAUUCGGUGAAAAACUCAGUAUUGCCAGGACCAAAUCGUCAAGCUCCUGGUAAGGCUAAAACUUAUGGCGCCAUUCAUGCAACUGAAGAAGGUGCUAUAAUGGAAGCCAAGAGACGAAAUUCAUCCGAUGAACGAGAUGCGUCUGAUCAUGAGCAAGAACAAGAAAAUCAUCGUUUCCUUCUACCAGAAGAACGUGAAACCGAUGUUUCUGAAAUCAACGGUAAAAAGAAGGCCAAAAAGGAAAAUGGAACCAACCAAAGGCCUAAAAAUGGGGAUUAUCCACCAAGAACCCAAUCUCCCAAAAACAUCCCCCAAAACGAAUCACAAGAAUAUCAAGAAUCUAGAUCCUAUAGAACCGGUGGUAUUGUUGAAUCGGUUGUCAACGUUCAAGGGGUCCAUAAAACCAUUAUCGAACACAUCUCUGAUGGCGAAGACGACGAUAGCUACAGUAACUACAGUCGAUCGUCCAGAAGACCCAAGAGCGGACAACAAUUUGAUAUUGGCACCGAAGACGAUACCGAGGAAGGCCAAGGAUUACUCUCUGGCUACAGGAAAAAGGGCACUCCUUCCACCAAGAGCAACGGAUCCGACGAGAGUAAGAGCAAGUUCAGUGUUUGGAAGUAG